Molecule: messenger RNA, 900 nt
Organism: Astyanax mexicanus (Mexican tetra)
Lineage: Eukaryota; Metazoa; Chordata; Actinopteri; Characiformes; Acestrorhamphidae
Exons: 8
Coding region: 1-900 (299 amino acids)
Source: RefSeq, a predicted model, not a curated record
AUGACAAAAUGUGUCAAAUUUAAACUGAAAAAUAAAUGUGCUGUAAAAUUUAAAACUAUUGCUUACAUCCGAAAGCUGAGUGGAUGUAAUCCUCUGGCCCAAAGUCUUUACCAGCUCCUCUGCAGAUCUACACCUGUUACCAAAGUCCAGAAGGUAGCCAUUGUGGAAGGGUUGUACUUCCUCUUUAGGGAACUGUUGCCAAGAAAUGGGGACAAGAUAAUUGAAGAUGGGGAUGUUUUUGAACAUUCAUCGGUUUGCUGGGCUUAUCUUUUAUCUCAGGCACAGAACGAGAACUCAGACAGUGAAAAAUAUAAAGAUGUAUCUCUGAAGGCUCCGUCUACAGACCAGCGUCUGUCUGAGCCAGUGCGAGUUCCUGGAGUGACUGAGGUCUUUGACAGGGUUUAUGUCCAGGACAAAAUAAAGGAUGGUGAGAAAAUCCCCAACUGUACUGAGUUAUCCAUUCAAAGAGCGACAGAUAUUGAAAAGAUUCUGCUCAGUCUCCCACCAUCAAUCAAUACCUUCCCACUGUGGAUUUCUUAUGAUGCUGAUCAACCAAUCAGCAGUUUUAGAAUGAGUCCAGAGAAAACCUACACCCAAAUGAAUGAGGAACUUAAAAGCUACCCCUACAUAAACAUAACUCCACCACUACAACUGAAGGAACUGGGGGUUGAAGGACCACUGCUGGUGCAUCUCAGUGAGGAAAAUGUUGGCGUGUACCUGGAAAAAAACAAACUGACUCCUCAAAAAAUCCAGGUGUUUAAUUGCCUUUCUGGACAAGUGGAAACUGUGGAUGUGAAUGAGCUGGCCAACAAAUUGAGAGAUGUAACUGCUGAUCUCACCUUCAGAGUGACGAAGACACCAAAGGAAGCCAUCGUGGUAAGUAAAAAAAAAAGCAAUUAA